AGGAGAGUUUGAAGUAUUACGUUUGAAAUAUUAUCCAAAUAACCCUGUCGAUAUCUAAACAUGACUAUUGAUAUUCAUUGCUUGGCAGAUGUCUGCUUGAUUCCUAUUGGAACUGGAACUGCAUCUGUAUCUGACGAAGUGGCAGCCAUUACCGAGCUUGCCAGAUCCUCGCUGCUUGACACCACUUUGCACAGUGCAGGAACCACCAUUGCUGGACCAUGGACAGAAGUCAUGGACUUGAUUGGACAAAUGCAUGUGUUGGUACAUUCUCGUGGGGUUGUAAGAGUGCAAAGUGAUAUCAGGGUUGGUACCAGAACCGACAAACAUCAAGCUCCAGCCGACAAGAUUAGAGUGGUUGAAGAGAAAUUGUCAUCUAAAAGGGAAUAAUGUCUCCAUAUAGUAUUAAAAAUAAACAAAAGUACAAAGAGGGGGGUCGUUGUAGUAGAAGUAGAAUAAGUUAAUUGUGGGGGUGGAUACAUAUAUAUAUAUA
[Candida] anglica is the source of this 490-nucleotide messenger RNA. NCBI's taxonomy places the organism in Eukaryota, Fungi, Ascomycota, Pichiomycetes, Serinales, Debaryomycetaceae. The record is from the annotation of a GenBank genome assembly.